Messenger RNA from Protopolystoma xenopodis, 342 nucleotides. NCBI's taxonomy places the organism in Eukaryota, Metazoa, Platyhelminthes, Monogenea, Polystomatidea, Polystomatidae. The record is from the annotation of a GenBank genome assembly.
AUGCAUGAGGUCAAUAGACCUAAUCCCGAAACGACCGGCUCGUUGAGUUCGGACAGGCCUCGGUCACGGGUGAAGGUCGGCGCAAGCAGACGUCCAUCAUGUCAAGAGCAUCCGUUUAACCCUGGUCUCGACUCGAGAGGGGGCGUUUGGGAGAUGGGCCCUCCGGAGGCAUGGGUGAACGGUGAAAGUGCAAAAGAAUUGUCUCAGACGGAGGCAUCGGAGCAACGGACCAAAGGAGGAACUCUCAGUUCGUUCGACUCAAACGGCCUCUGCAAAUGGCGCCACAACCGUCUAGAAUCUAGCCCUAAAGCAGGAAAUCAGCAUGGGUCAGCAGAGACCUGA